AGAGCCAAUCAAAGGGAGUCGGCUGCAACACAUCCAUCCUGCGUGGAGCCCUGUGGGCCACAGAAGGCGCUAGGAAAAUCACGGAGCUGGGACCUUACCACACUUCUGUCUCUCUCUCUCUUUCUCCCAGACUUCUUUCUCCGCGCGCGUCCUUCCCAGAAAUGCGCGUAAAGGCGAGAGGGCGCCUGGAGUGUGCGUAAAAAAAAGAAAGAAAGAAAAAAAAAAAAAAACGACACGGAAGGGUUAGGAUUACAGGAGGGGAAUAUUUCAACACGACAAGACGCCGAUUGAGGACGUUGUUUUUUUUUUUUUGGUUGAUUUUUUUUUGUUGUCAUUUUGUGCCCGGGAAUGGCGACGCUCUGACCGGGGAAGAAUAAUGCACGGCGACGCGCCCGAGUUGGUUUGAUUCCACUCACCGCGCGUCCGUGUCGAACAAAAAGUCCACGGCGGCGAACAUCCUCAUCUUCAUCAUCCCUGCGAGUUUGAAGGACUUCUUCAACAUUUUACCCCCCCUCCUCCCUCCUUCUUUUUUUAUUCCAAACUCUCCUUUAAGUGCGCACUUGGUUGCGAAGCACUUGGAUGAACUUCCUGAUGAGAGAUCCAGUCAUCCAGGGCUCGAGUAUGGCGUAUCAUCCGUUUAUACCUCACCGGGGUCCGGACUUUGCCAUGAGCGCCAUGCUGGGCCACCAGCCUCCCUUCUUCCCCGCGCUGGCGCUGCCUCCCAGCGGCUCGCUCUCGCUGGGCAAGCCGAUCAUGGAGCAGCUGAUGGGGGGAGCGGCGGACGCCGGGCUGCACUUCUCCUCGCUGGGCCACCAGGCAGCCGCAGCCGCCGCCGCCGCCGCCGCCGCGCACCUCCGGCCUCUGAAGAGCCUGGAGCCCGAGGAGGAGGUGGAGGACGACCCCAAAGUCCACUUGGAAGCCAAGGAGCUGUGGGAGCUCUUCCACAAGCGGGGCACCGAAAUGGUGAUCACCAAAUCUGGAAGGCGGAUGUUCCCCCCUUUCAAGGUGAGGUGCACCGGCCUGGACAAGAAGGCCAAGUACAUCCUCCUGAUGGACAUCGUGGCGGCGGACGACUGCAGGUACAAGUUCCACAACUCCCGCUGGAUGGUGGCGGGCAAGGCCGACCCGGAGAUGCCCAAGAGGAUGUACAUCCACCCGGACAGCCCCGCCACCGGCGAGCAGUGGAUGUCCAAAGUGGUCAACUUCCACAAGCUCAAGCUGACCAACAACAUCUCCGACAAGCAUGGAUUUGUAAGUUCUACUAAUACCAUAUUGAACUCCAUGCACAAAUAUCAGCCUCGCUUUCACAUCGUGAGGGCGAACGACAUCCUCAAGCUGCCCUACAGCACCUUCAGGACGUACGUCUUCCCGGAGACGGACUUCAUCGCGGUGACUGCUUAUCAGAACGACAAGAUAACUCAGCUUAAAAUUGACCAUAACCCUUUUGCCAAAGGCUUCCGUGACACAGGCAAUGGCCGACGGGAAAAAAGGAAACAAUUGGCCCUGCAGUCCAUUCGCUCCUAUGAGGAGCAGCAGAAGAAGGAGAACGGAGCUUCGGACGACUCCUCAGGAGAGCAGGCCCCCUUCAAAUGCUUCGGGCAGGCCUCCUCCCCUGCAGUGUCGACCGUGGGGCCCCCACACCUGAAAGACUUCUGCGACAGCGACGAGGACAGUGACGACGAGAGCAAAGAUGGCCACGUCAAAGACGGCGCGGACUCCAGCAAGAUCUCCACCACGACGGAGGACGGAAAAGAUCACGAGGCCAGCCCGGCGAAGAGCCACCUGUUCGGGGUAGGAGGAGGAGGAGGAGGAGGAGGGGUCGGCGGCGGAGACCCCAGCGGGCGAACCCGUGACGGCAGCCCGAGGACAGAGCGAGGCCGCUCGGACUCGCGACAAAGCCCCGUCACCGUCAUCUCCAGCACGACUCGCUCCGGGGAGGACGUGAAGAGCCCGAGUUUGGAGCCGGCCAAGGAGGACGAUUGCCGGCCGCUGGGCAAGGACUCGUUCGUGCCUCUGAGCGUGCAGACGGAGGGCGCCCACAUGGGCCACAGCCACCUGCCCAACUUCGGAUUUCCCAGCGGGCUGACGGGACAGCAGUUUUUCAACCACUUAGGCGGCGCGCACCCGUUCCUCCUCCACCCGGGCCAGUUCAACAUGGGGGGCGCCUUCUCAAACAUGGCCGCGGGGAUGGGGCCUCUGCUGGCGGCCGUGUCCACGGGAGGGGUGAGCACCAUGGACACCAGCAGCAUGGCGUCCUCCCCUCAGAGCUUGGCUGGAGCUCCGGGCCUGCCCUUCCAUCUGCAGCAACACGUCCUGGCCUCGCAGGGCCUGGCCAUGUCCCCCUUCGGAAGUCUCUUCCCCUAUCCCUACACGUAUAUGGCGGCGGCCGCGGCCGCGUCAUCCGCCGCAGCCGCCGCCGCCGCCGCCGCCGCCUCCUCGUCAUCGACCUCUUCGGUGCACCGGCACCCCUUCCUGAACGCGGUGCGCCCCCGACUCAGGUACAACCCCUACUCCCUGCCUAUGACGGUACCGGACAGCACCCUGCUCACCACCGCCACCAUGCCCCCCCUGGCAGGGGCUGACCUAAAGGGGGACGCCCUGAUCCCGUCCAGCCCCGUGUCGGCAGGCGGGGUCACGCUGGACUCCACGUCGGAGGUGACGAGUCGCACGAGUCGCUCGGUGUCGCCCAAAACUUGCACGGAGAAAGAGGGCGCCAGCGAGCUGCAGAGCAUUCAACGCCUGGUCAGCGGACUGGACUCGCACCAGGACAGGUCAAGAAGCGGCUCGCCUUAAGGGGGACGCCUGCACCCCCCCUCACCAACCCUUUUUCCCCUCAACUACACUUUUUAUUUACCAUUUUCAUUUUCGACGCAUCCCAAAUGUUGGAAAUGAUGAACAGGAGAUGAAUGCAGAUUUUGAAAGGAAAAAGAACUGUUUUAGUUUCUGAAAUGCACUUUGGUUUAAUACACAUCUGUAUUUUUUUCUUUUCUUGUUAAAUUAAAAAAAAAAAACACUUAACCUGUCAUUUUGAAUACCGUACAAGUAUUGUAAGUGAAAAGUGGUCAUUGCGGGGUUGGGACAUUUUUUUUUUAAGUUGCUGCUGACUCCUAACUUCAUACUUACACACGAUAAAAGUGUUUUUUUUAAUGUACUUUCCCAAUAUGCACUCUGAAUUUACACAUUUCCACUAAACAUAACCUACCUUUAAGAGACUGCUGUAUUUUCUUGUUCUAUUAAGUCACUAAUUGGCCAAAAAAAGCCCUUUUUUCCCUCCCGUUGAGAAUGUUCUUUUGAAAUUUCAACACUAAAUUAUUUUUUUUUUAAAUUGGAGGAAAAUACAAUUUAAACAAAAAUAAAAACAGCUCUUUAAUUGGAUUAUAUAUACUUUUUUUAAUUAUUAUUUUAUUUUUUUCCAAUUGGGCAACAAAAUAGACAAUUCUAAAUGUUAAAAAAAAAUAAAAGGAGGGGAAAACAUUUAUUUAAUUUUUUUUUUUUCCUUUUGAACAAAAUAACCACAUCUCUUUAAUUAGAAAUACACAUUUUCUUCAUUUCUUCUUUUUAAUUCUAUCGACAACAACAACAAAAAAAAGGCCACAAAGUUCAACACGCAAAGGGAAGCAGAAAAUUCAAAAUGUAAAAAUACAAAAAAAUACAAAACAAAAAAAAAGUAGUAUUGAUCCUACAUGUACAUAUGGAUAUAUAAAAUAUUUAUGUAUAAUUAUUUCAUAUUGUUGCGUGUAAAUAAAAAAAAAAGUAGUUUGUUCUAGGGAUCUGUUCUUAAUUUAUUGUCAAUAUAUCUGUGUAAUAAUAAUAAUAAUAAUAAUAAUAAUAGUUUGUGGGCUAUUAUCCUUUUUUGGUUCCCAUCUACAUUUAUAACCCCAUUCUUAAAACAACAAAAAAAAACUUAAAAUAUGGAUUUUAUUCCUCCCUUAAUAUCCACUCUGCUAGUUACUCACACUCCACGUGCCAUUGUAUUUUUCACUUGUUGUCCUCUCAGUGUGUGCGCGCGCGCGCGUGCGUGUUUGUGUGUGACGCGCUACUGUUUUUAAAGCGACGACAACCGCACCGAUGGCUUGAAUUUUUUUUUUUAAUUAUUAUUAAUAAAAUUAUUUUUAGAAAAAGCAAAACAAAUGUUCGAGUUGGAUUCAUUACAAAUAAAGGUGGAUUUUUUUUUAUUUUUUUUUUCCCAGUUAUGGAAAUUUUGUAAAUCCGCGGUCGUUAAAAAAAAAAAGUGGCGCAUAAUCUUUCAAGAAAAUAUGAAGGUUUCAUUUCCGUUUUGUUUGUGUUUCUUAUCCUUGGGUUGUAUCAGAUUUCUGUCUAGUUUACAACAUCGUGUUCUUGAAAGUUUCAAUAAAACAUUGAAAUGUC
This is a messenger RNA of Nerophis lumbriciformis (worm pipefish), 4368 nucleotides long. It is a transcript of the gene tbx3a, whose product is annotated as T-box transcription factor 3a. Gene Ontology annotation, biological process: regulation of transcription by RNA polymerase II; cell fate specification; positive regulation of DNA-templated transcription. The record is from RefSeq and is a predicted model, not a curated record. Gene Ontology annotation, molecular function: RNA polymerase II cis-regulatory region sequence-specific DNA binding; DNA-binding transcription factor activity, RNA polymerase II-specific. Gene Ontology annotation, cellular component: nucleus; chromatin. Lineage: Eukaryota; Metazoa; Chordata; Actinopteri; Syngnathiformes; Syngnathidae.